CUCCGUUCCGCGUUUAAUCUCGUUUUGGUUCUGUCCAGCUUGUGGUCUCGCUUAAAAGAGAGGAACGCUACAAACUUUCGCGUCAGUCCGAUACAAUAAAUACGAAACAUGACUAACUAUUAAUAGCAUUAGAGUAGUAAUAGAGAAAUUUUGUUGACACGAUUCCGCUUCAGAUUUGCAUUUCAGUGCAAGAGAACUCGGGGCGUUGUGAGGCGUCAGGUGCGAUUCGAAGCGAGGCGAUUAGCGAUUUUUCACGGAAUUCCAUGGCUGUUUUCCCACGUAAACUCGAAAUUUCCCCUUCGCCGUCGCGCUCUACGUUAGUUGUAUGUCAUUCUAGUAAGCAUACGAAAUAGGCAACUCGCGGUACGUAAUGACUAAUUCAUCACAUUGUGCCGAUCGCCAAGUCAUUAUCAUUUUAAAUAUCCAAAAACAAUUACGCUAGUUUUACAUUGAACUAAAAUUUUAAUUUUCGGUCUACUCUAUGUAUAUAUAUAUAUGUGUGUGUGUGUGUGUGUGGGUGGGUGUGUGCGCGCGCGCGCGUGUGUAUAAAGUGCUUACUGCUGCUCGGAAUCCUCUUUUCGCUUCUUCGCAUUCGAUCCUAACGACAGCGUUUUCUAGUUGUACUCUUCAGCGGGAAGGGAUGCAACUGCAUCUUCAAGAAUACGGUAGCUGAAUUACGUGCACGCAAGAUGCACGCAUUGACAUUCGCCUCGUGUCGAUCACGUCGAGGAAACCGCAUGGUAAUUCGAUUUUACGUAGCAUCAAGAAGUUCCACGUGUUUCAUAUGUUUCAAGAGGAUGACUGGCCCUUCCUCCGCCUCUUCUUCCUUCGCCAAGUGAGGAUACUCGUUUCGCGACCUGGAACAAUUGCAAAUAUAUGUUAUUUAUGCGUUGCCGGUGGUGCCGUAUUACGUAUGAUUUAUUAAUAUGAGUUACUUAGGGACGCUGUCAUUGUUGCAGACAGUGCAGAUAGCACAACCAAUUUAGAUUGUAACGUGGCAUUUUGAAACAGAAGAGAAUGCAUAUAUUAUUUUAUUUAUAAUAACUGUGUAAAUGUAUUUAACGUUUAACAUUUUGAGAAUUGCGUUGAGUCAGUUGUAAUUCUUUCUUGUGUGCAAGAUUACGCUUCGAAAAGCAAGUGAGAACGUGGGCAUGGGAAGGAAUCAAAGGGCAUGAAGCGAUGGGAUGGGUGUUUACGAUAUUUCAUUUGUGCAAUUUGCGAAAUCCUGGUUCAAAAUGUCGUGUUGGAAGGUGCCUUCUGUACUUUCCCCCCAUCUCGCGAUAUUGAUAUACGCAACAGUGCUCGAAAUGGGUGAAAUAGCCUACAUGAUUUGUAUAUCAUUUACAUACAAUACAAGCAACGAGUAUUUUAUGCGCAUCAUGUUAUGACAUUUGUAGAGAAGACCAACGUUAGCUUACUCCUGGACUUACUGCGGACGGACUCGACAAUCCACUCUAAAGUCUAAGUGAAUGGACCCUACUUCGUGGAUACACAGACGUUACUGGUACUACAGAUUGUGAACAUUGUGAUUGGAUAUCACAAGGAUCAACACUUACAGAAUGCUGCAUCAGAUGAAUCCUGAUUUCCUGGGUACCAAGUCCGAAAGUUCAGGAAAACCAUCUCUGGAGUCGUGUAUCUUGCAUUCGAGAAUAUCACUAAAGGGAGACGGCAACGAUUAUAUUAUGAACCCCCAUCGAUACGACUGUUCCACAUACGAUGAAGCGUACAAAAAGUCACUGGAGUGCCCGGAUGAGUUUUGGGGCGAGGUCGCCGGCUGCAUCGACUGGAGUAAACCUUGGCGCAAGGUGUUGGACAACUCCAACCCACCGUUCACGAAAUGGUUUGCCGGUGGAGAACUGAACGCUUGUUACAACGCGGUGGAUCGCCACGUGCAUGCUGGAUUUGGGAAGAAAACCGCGCUGAUCCAUGACAGUCCCCAGACGUCCCAGAUACGCACAGUAACAUACGAUGAACUUUUGGAGAAGACGUCCCUGUUGGCGGGCGCGUUGGCGGAUCUGGGUGUGCGUAAGGGAGACAGAGUGAUCAUCUACAUGCCGCUGAUUCCCGAGACUAUAAUUGCGAUUCUAGCGACUGCUAGACUCGGAGCGAUUCAUUCCGUAGUUUUUGGAGGUUUUGCAGCAAAUGAAUUGGCAUCUAGAGUGAAUCACGCCGAACCAAAAGUUAUUAUCGCCGCGAGUUGCGGGUUGGAACCGUCCAAAGUAAUCAAGUACACUACUAUGCUAAACAAUGCCAUGGAAAUGAUCACCGUACCGAAGCCCAAGUGCAUCGUAUUCCAGAGAAGGAACGUAUGGGAAGCCCCGUUGCUCAAGUCGCAGUACGACUGGGACGACUUGAUGAAGAACGCGAAGCCUCAUCCAUGUGUGAUGAUCGAAGCUAACGAGCCAUUAUACAUACUGUACACAUCAGGGACUACAGGACAACCGAAGGGAAUUAUAAGGCCGAUUGGCGGUCACUUGGCGACACUCUGUUGGAGCAUGAAAACGGUCUAUGGGAUGAAUAAGAAUUCCGUUUGGUGGGUGGCCUCUGACAUGGGCUGGGUUGUCGGGCACUCGUACAUUUGCUACGGUCCUCUCCUGUAUGGCGCAACAAGUGUGAUGUACGAAGGAAAGCCAGAUAGGACACCAGACGCUGGCCAAUAUUUCAGAAUCAUUGAGCAACACAGCGUAAACGCGUUAUUCUGCGUGCCUACAGCUCUGCGAGUUAUAAGGCGGGCGGAUCCAGAAACAUUAUUAGGGAAGAAGUAUUCAUUAAAAUCCUUGAAAACUGUAUUCGUGGCUGGUGAAUUUUGUGAUUACGAGACGAAAGCCUGGGCCGAGAAGGUGUUUAAGGUGCCGAUUCUAAACAAUUGGUGGCAAUCGGAGACUGGACAUCCCAUUACGGCAUUGUGCCUAGGAUAUGGUUAUCAUGCAAGCUUGCCUAAAUUCAGUACAGGACUUCCCAUACCUGGAUACGACAUUCACAUUCUGCGCGAGGAUGGAAGUAAAGCACCGAAACACGAACUCGGACGAAUCGCCAUAAAGUUACCGUUACCGCCUGGAUGCAUGUCGACUCUUUAUCAAGCACCUGAAAAAUUCAAGGAAAUAUAUUUCUCGACGUUUCCAGGUUACUACGACACGAUGGAUGCGGGCUACAUCGACGAGUUCGACUACGUUUACGUGACGGCGAGGGACGAUGAUGUGAUAAACGUAGCCGGGCAUAGGAUCUCUACUGCUGCGCUGGAAGAUAUUAUUUUAGCUCAUGGCGACGUGGUGGAUGCCGCAAUUGUCGGUGUGCCGGAUUUCACCAAGGGUGAGGUGCCGCUCUGCCUUUACGUCAGGCGGGAAGAGGCGACGAAGAAUGAAGAGGAAAUAAAUCAAGAGCUGGUAGCGCGGGUGAGAAGCAUGAUGGGGCCGAUUGCGUCCUUCCGGAUCGCCGCUGCGAUCACCGCGUUGCCUAAAACGCGCUCGGGGAAGAUAAUCCGCAAGUCCAUCGCCACGUUGGCGCGUUCGAAACAAGUCAAGAUUCCGAGCACGAUUGAUGAUCCAACAGUAUUUCGUGAAAUUAAGGAGGUACUUCAAAAGCUUGGAUAUGCGAAAUUCGCUCCAGAUCCAGAAUAACGAAUCUUGCAAAAUUAAUAACAAAGGCGUUCUUAACGUGCUGAAUGUUGGUAGAAUUUUAUCUUACUGGCUUGUAUAAUUUUUCCUAUAAAUAUAUAUAAUAAUACAUUAUGUUAUAUAAUUAAAUUAUAGACUGUAUCAUAGUGCUUGAUACAUUUAUCUCACGUUGGGAGAUCACAUGAAAUCCCCACGCCAUUAAAUGUGAGAAAAAUAUUUGCAACAAUUAAUAAUUCAAUUAACUAGAUUCUAGAAUAUUGCACCUUUUUAAAUUGUUGUGGUAAAAUUUUAUAUACCAAUAUAGUUUAUUAUACAUUUAAUUUGUGCCAAUGAAUGUAUGUACGUUUAUCCUUUUUUCACAAGAUGUUCAAAAUGUUGAAAUAUCUUGAGACUUAGGAUUCGUCUUAGGCUCAAAAGUAGCAAAGAUAGCUCGCUUUAUUUAAUUGUUCAAAUGAUAUAAUUUUAGCAUGGAUAAAUACGACUGUAAGUGGGAUUGAGUUUUAAUAAAUUAAAGAUGAGAACGA
Messenger RNA from Ooceraea biroi (clonal raider ant), 4138 nucleotides. Its product is annotated as acyl-CoA synthetase short-chain family member 3, mitochondrial. The record is from RefSeq and is a predicted model, not a curated record. Gene Ontology annotation, molecular function: propionate-CoA ligase activity. Gene Ontology annotation, cellular component: mitochondrial matrix. Lineage: Eukaryota; Metazoa; Arthropoda; Insecta; Hymenoptera; Formicidae.